Molecule: messenger RNA, 2727 nt
Organism: Lymnaea stagnalis (great pond snail)
Lineage: Eukaryota; Metazoa; Mollusca; Gastropoda; Lymnaeidae
Source: the annotation of a GenBank genome assembly
GACCUCUCUGCAUCUUUGUGUGAUAUUUUUUCUGAUAGUUUUGAUGAUGAACUUUUCCAAGCAAAGACUGCAGAUGUGUAAGUUUUUAAAAAAUUAAUUAUAUCACUUUCACAUGCAGAAUGGAUAAUCAAACAUAUUUAUGAAUACCUUUUAGUGCAGUGUUUCCAAGGGUUAAUUUUUUCUUUUUCAGCUCUGACUUGAAUGUAAUGCAUUCAUUUUACUGUUUUAAUGGCAUCACAAAUUAACCAUUCUCAUGAUUAGAGUAUUUUAUUAUUUCUUAACAAGAUCUCCAGUUUUGAAUGGAUUAUUUUUGUCUUAAAGCAUCAAUUUAGUUUAAACUGUAGCACAUGAUGGAACUAGCUAAGCAUAUAUUUUUUAAACCAAACUAAACUUAUUGAAACUUAAAAACUGCAACAAGCUCCUACAGAAAUUUAAAAUUUAUAAAAUUGAUUUUACUUUUACUAUAGUGCUAGAGAAAAUUUUACAUUUAUCAUGGUCUGGGGAACUUCUCGUUGUAGUACGUUAUAUUCGUUAUGAAUAUUUUCAGUGACUUAUAAUUUUCAUUUUGAAAUAAAUUUUAUUUCUUUAUUAGGUCUGAACAAUUUCAUAAAGAUUUCAGAUUUACUGACCUUUGGCAGAGGUUCUAUGUGGAGGAGGUCUUUCAUAAAAGGUAUUUAUUAGACAUUUUAGAGUUAUGUACUGUAGAAGACUUAAGAAUAUGUUUGUAAAGAUAUUCCAUUUGAUCGAAUGACAUAUUCAAGAGAAUCAAAUAGCAAUCUCAAAGUUUUGUUUAUCUCUUAGGUCACUAGCCAAAUUACCAAGGAAUUAGCUGUAAACAAAUUUCCAAAUGUUAUGAAUAUUACUUUUUUUUUUUUAAUUUCACCAUACGUGCACAUAUAAAAAAUAUUUUACAUUUUUAUCAGUAUCUAAUAAUCUUGUUUUAAAACAGGGAAACAGAUGAAAUCCACUUGAGUUUAAAAAAAGAAAAGUCUCAAAAAUCAUAUUUGUGUGUUCUGACUGGAUUUUGGUAGGAAUCAGUUUUAACUUUUCUUAAAUGACUAUUUUAUGGCUGUUAUAUUUCCUUUACAGGGACAUUUAUCAUGGAUCAAAUGGAUGAUUGCACUUGAUUUUAUGUGCAGCUAAACAAUGACAAAUAUUAACACUGCAUAUUCCUAGUAAUAAAUAAAAAUGACAACUAUAUUUUAGUAAUUGUAACACACCUACUCUGACAUGGCGUGGGAUCUUAUUUCUUAUGCUGUAGGUUAUGUCAGUAGUAUGGUUACUUAUGUUAUGUUGAUAUUUCAGGAUGCCGACUAAGGCUUCUUCAUUCUUCCACUUAUAAUCCGGGCACGCAAAUAAGAAUACUGAAUCCUGGUUAAACUUACAGUACUUUAUUGAACACACUUUAUAUUGAUAAUAUUAAUAAAUAAUCCUUGCAUGAAUGUAAUUUCACAUAUAUAUCUAUAGUAUUCCAUCAUUAAGAAAGACACGUCCUCAUACUACUAUAACUCAGCUCAACUGUCUAAUCACACAGCUCUCACGCUACUGUUCUCUACUGCUCUGCGCUCAGCUCUCACUAUCUCAGUCAACUCAUACUUCAUUACCAGCAAAGCGUGGAAAACAACCGCUCUGACAAAAACAUAAUUUUACUCUCCAAAAACGUGGAGUUCACAUUUGCAUCUCAAAAUACAUGGUCAACACAAUUCACUGUUCACUCAUGCUACCUCUCUGUUUUCAUGUGAAAACAUAGUCCGUUACAGUAAUAAAACUAAAUAAUAAUAAAAGUCUUAUAUAGCGCGGUACCCCAGCCUAGGGCUGGGCUCACCGAGCUGUACAUAAAAAUUUUAUCAAAAGAGACAUAAUCAUGACAUUAAAAUAAAAUACAUUUAUGAAAUAAAGAACAGCAAUGUAUAUUCACCCACCCCACCACAUAACUUUUACAAGGCAAACCAUGGAUGGCAGCCAGCAAGAUCGUUUAUUGGUCAGAGGAGGGGAAUCAGUCAGGGUAGUAUAAUUUAAAAAGAUAUGUUUUUAGUGCAGUUUUGAAGGCCUGGGUGGUUGGUAUAUUGCGUAUGUGUAGUGGCAAAGAAUUCCAUUGUUUGGGGGCGCAGAAAGAGAAAGAUCGUUCACCAUAAGUUUUAGUGUGUGUCUUUGGAACUGACACAAUACGCGUGUCUGCAGAAGAGCGAAUCUGUCGAAGGGGUGAAUAGACAGAAAGAAGUUCGGUUAGAUAGGAAGGGCAGGAAUCCAAGAAAAAGUUGUGACAGAGAACAGACAACUUAUAGUCAAUGCGUGCCUGUAUAGGUAGCCAAUGAAGGGAAUGGAGUAGCGGAGUGACGUGAUCACGUUUUUUUGUCUUUAAAACUAGCCUAGCAGAUGAGUUUUGAACUUUCUGCAGUUUUUCUAUGCAGUGUUUUGGUGAACCUGACAGAAGAGAGUUGCAACAGUCAAGACGAAUAAAAUUAUUCGUGCAAAUUUGUUAAAUUUCAAUUAGGAUUUAAUUUAUAUUGUUGUGUUUUUACAAUUUAAUUUUCUAAAAAAGCAUCCCUUCUCUUGUAAUUCAGGGCAGACACAAAAGUGGAGAAGGAUGACAUAGUCAACAUUAUUGGGGAGUUUCAUAAUGACACCUGUGUGCUGAGUGACAAGAGUGGUCUCAUCAUUGUCAACCCAGAUCUACUCUUGUCUGGAACGCUGGUUGUAUCAUCUAUUUUUUGUCCUAGAAAGUAA